Linum tenue is the source of this 1885-nucleotide messenger RNA. The record is from the annotation of a GenBank genome assembly. Lineage: Eukaryota; Viridiplantae; Streptophyta; Magnoliopsida; Malpighiales; Linaceae.
ACUCGAUGCAAAUUUGGACUCCUUCAAAAAAAAAAAAAAUGCAAAUUUGGACGAUUUUACUUCUGUCCACAAUUAACCUGUAUCCCAAAUAAGACCCACCGCCGAAACCCAGCAAACUAUGCAAUCAGAGGAUUGCCGCCGCAACCCACUGCCAUCCCAAAAACCCUCCGCCACCAGACCAGAAACAAGCCGCCGAAACCCACUCCCCGUUUGCUGCCGUGACCCAUUCCCUUUGCCCAAAUCUAGCUCUUGGCGGCUUCUUCUUCUUGUCGUUCUCUCGCUUCUUUGACAAACGCAAUCCUAGCUGCCUCAAUCCCUUCCUAGCGGCAGGCUGCGUUUUCACUCUGCUUCUUUCUCUUUGAAACACACAAGGAAACAGCGCUGGGGAAGGUGAGAUACACUGCGGCCGCUGAAUCAGGGAUGCUGGCACCGCCCUUAGCCUCACUCUCGCCAUCUCCGCGCUCCUCCUCGUCUCUUCUUCUCGGCGGUGAACGGAGGAAAAGUUGGGAAGAUCGACUACACCGAGAUUGCAGGAUGAUGGGGGGAUCAUACGUAAAGACCCGGAUCGGCGAAGCGACGCCCGUCGAUGAUUCAAACACGGUGAAGGUGAUGAGAGAUGGGAAGAUUGUGCAAUCUGGGAAGUACGACGAGCUGCUGGGAUUAGGGACGGAUAUUGAGACACUGGUAGCUGCUCAUGACACUGCCAUGGAACUCGUGGAAGCUGGUAACAAUAACUCACAUGGUAGUGAAGAAAAUGGCCCCAAAUCGCCAGGAGGAGCCCCUUUCAGCCCUGGAAGAGAAGCAGCAAACGGCAGUAGCGACAACAAGUUUCUGUUGAUGUAUGUUGCCGUUUUACUUGGGGGGCAUCUGCUGGCUACAAAAUUAUCUGCAAAGGGAUUCUAGACGACCUUGAUCACUGGUUCUACAGCCUUAACUAUGAUUUAUCAAGUGACCAUGGAAUGUAAACCUUGUGAUUUGAUCUUAGUUUUCUUCUUCCCGUUUUGAUGUGUGGUCCUACUUGCUCGUUGUGAUUGAAUAUGGAAAAAUAGGAUUGGCAAUGCUGGCCACCUGUGUAACUUUCUUAGUUGUAGUACAUUCUGUGUAACUUACUUUGUCUUCUCUCUUCUCGGCUCCUUGGGUUGUGAUCCUUCCCCUGAAAUUAUCCCUUUCUUCCAACAGAACUCAUUACUCAACUGACCCUUCAUCCCUCCACUACCUUCUUCCUAUUCUCUGUACAUAAAAUACAUGAUUUGACCGUGAACUUCCCACUCUCAUUUCAUGUCCAGCACAUGUUAUGUAGAGAAUUUGAGGGUCAAUGACAAAAAUUGCUUGCUAUUCUUCUUUUGUAAAUAUCAGCUCCAGUAAGUCUCUUCUCCAAACUCUUGCUUGGCUUUCUGUUGACUACUUAUGCAAUUGAGCAUUGAAUGAUAACUAAAUACUGUGGACAUGUAGCUGCAGAUCUACUAUCUCAGGUGCGUGGUUUUCCCUUCAGGAUCUUCCACUAUUGAGGGACAGGGCGUAAUGGCAUUGGUAGUAUUAUGUAGGAGUGAACGCGAACGAUAUUUUGAUGUGGUGUGAUGUUCAGGCUGAGCAUAGCCCUGAUAGUUAGGUUAUGGCUGCAGUUGUUGUGUCGGGGAUGGCUUCAACAUGAAAGCUAUUGAAGAGGAAACAGUAGGCAGUGCCAAGGACUUAUCAGAGGAGACUAUGCGUAUAUGUCUCUUAAGAUUUGAGCCACGAUGAGAUCGUAUGUGCGAGUGUUCUCAUUUGUAGAUUCCAUUAUAGACUUGUUGGUUAGAGACAAUCAAGCAUAUGCAACCCUUGAUUGCACCACAACUCAGUUUGUUUCGUUGUAACGAUUUAGAAUACUGGUUUGGUGUCGUUUAAU